AUUAAAUCAUGUUUUUGUGAAUUCAUAUCAUAUUUUAAACGGUCAUGGAUUUAUUUCUCAAUUUCGUUUAAAACUGUGUAUAUUAUAUGAUCGCAAUAAGCAUUUCCCAUCUCUGUAAAUUCCCCAAUUUUUCUCUAUUUUUUCUAAAUUUUGUAUAAUUAAUUUAUCUUAUAAAAUAUCUAUGAUUCCUCAUUCUUAUUUUGUCUGGUUUGUAAUCGAAUAGUUUGGACUGAUGGAUUACCGGCACUUGAGCACAUCUGCCGCUCCCAAGAACGAAAUGAGCAAUUUAAAGGACGAAACCCAGAAUCCCGAAAAAAAGGAGGCUACUUUAAAGGAUUUGUUAACAAUCCGUAAUAAUGAGCUGUCUGAAAUCAGGAAAAAAUUGCAUCAAUGUUCUGAAAUAAUAAACAAAAGUGAAAAUCUGACAUAUUGUUCAAUGGACGGCCUGAAUUCCGGGCUACCAUUGGUGCCUGAUGAACAGGUAAUCGUAAAUAAUGCGGGUGAAUCGGUCCCAAAUGACGUAGUUAUGCAGAAGUUUGGCCAGGACUUCAGCCCGGAGUCUGUAAUUCCGGGAUUUUAUACCUGGUUUCAAGGCGACGGAUCAGUUGUCCGGUACGUAAUUGACUUUGUUUUGUACACCUCAAGGGGUGACCGUUUUGUGCCUUUGGAGCACCUGGGCAGAUACGAAUCUAGAAUUCUUAUGUUCUGCAAAGUCAAGCACAUUGGGCUCGUUCACACAGUUGAGGACCUCUUGGAGACUAACCACCCCUGGACCAAGUCCUUCAAAACCAAACGUAGAAUCGACGGUGUAGAAGGCUUCAUUAAAGUUGCCAGAAAGCAGAGAUACUUUGCAGCUAAAAUUGUGCUCGUCGACUGGUUCUUUGAUGUCGGGACCAAAGAGGACUCUCCACCAUACCUUUGGGUAGUCUCUGAAAACGACGUCUUCUAUAGAAUUGACCGACCCUCCGGUGGUUAUUAUAACGCGUUCGCGCCAGCAAAAUUACUUUUUGAUAUGUCAACCAGAAUCGUAAAGGAAAUGCAAUCAGAGAAUGACAAAUCCUUUAAGAACGUUCUAAUGUCAAUGACUAACCCUAAGCCUCCAAGAAAUUAUGGACGAUCGUUAUCCAACUAUGCUCCUGUGAAUACUGUUGGCACUCAUUUUGCCAAUAACCAACCCAACUCACAUUCUCAAGAUACAGGAACAGAUAAUUUAGCCCCUGCUUCUCAAUUAAAUGGUAAAACUGAAAACUCACAAGUCAGCGCUUUUGAAGAGAAGAAAGAGGAUCUGACGCAGUGGGGAGCUCCAGUUAACAUUUUAGGCUGUAUGCCUAUUGAUGUGUACAGGAAUCUGGACUUCAUCUUCACGGAGUGCAGGUACUAUUACUACUUCACGAACAGCCGGAAACUCGAGACUUAUUUGAGUGAGUUGGUGGACCGUUUGAGGGAACAAUCACCAUUCCACUACUUUGAUAACAACUUCAUGCGGUUGGAUUACUUGGGAAAAAACACACUUGCGAACCGCUACAAGUCACAGUUAUACGUUAAGGGGACACCAAUACCCAGUUUAGCGCAUUUGCAGGCUCAGCAAGGCUUGAUGAAGUCAGUGAAGAGGGGUCCCAAGAACAAACGCUUCAACCUCGAGGAGUAUAAUAAUCAGUACAACAUGAAUGAUAUGAAGAGCAGAAGCGGCAGAGUUAUCAGGAACAAAGCAGUUUCCGAAAUAGAACCCGUGGUCCGCAAGCACGUAGUUCAAACCGAGUCUCAGAAGAGGGAAGAGUACCGGAAGGCUGUUGAACUCGAAGCCAAGUGUGACGGGCUUUUGCUGCCCUUCGACUUCGAAUGGUCGAACUAUAACACAUGUUCAGAGGCAUCUGACACUGACAAAUCGCCGCCGGUUCUCUCAAACGAUGUUGAUAUCGCACUAAAUAACGCGAAAUAUUACCCUAGAGAUAUUCCAUUGCGAACGUUGAAGUUUUAUGGAAUUGAUGAGAUUGUUGAUUUACUCGACCUCACUCGUCAGUUCUCAGUACCAAGUCUAUCUACACCGCCACUUUUACCGAAAAUGACAUUCGUACAACUAGAGUCGAAUCUGGUCUUCAAUACCAGCCUUGCAGAGUAUAAACCCAACGAGGGCUUCUCAUUCCCCUUAACCGAACCCAUCUGUAUUUGCAACAAUAAGCGAUUCAUGAACACUUUUAGUAAUGUAAACCCUGCGAAUGCCGCUGUUAAUAGUGUCAAUAAUGGCGUGGUAGAAGAUGAUAAGGAGGAGGCGAUGGAUGAUGAAGAAUAUGAUGACGGAUUACAGUGGAUUUAUUAUCUCAACAAGAAUCUGAUAAAUGAGGUGGAUAUUGAAUAUUUGGAGGAUUUGGAUGAGGGAAGUGUUGGCAGAUUGUACGUAGGUCUGAUGCAGGUGUUCAGAAGAAACAUCUGUAAUUACGGCUUCGACUGGUUUGUACAGAACCUCAGGGAAAGUGGAGAGCUGAGUGAUAAGAAGAAGGAAGUUCAGGAAAGAGAACUUCAAGUUGCAAUUUCAGACUCUGAACUCGCCCUAGACUUUGUAAACACAAAUGGAGGAUGUUUGUACAAGGGUAGGUUUAAGAGGGUUGGACAAGACCCAGACUCUGUGUUACCCUACGUAAACUCGUCAAGGUGGAAUAAAAGAUUCAAAAAGUUUCAAAGAGUUGUUACGGUCUCAUCAACGUACAGGUAUACUGUGAUAUCACACGACCAAGAUAGAGAUAGUUUUACACUGUAUGACAGUAGCAGACCGAAAGUCUGUCCGUUGGACCUUUUGUACGGUGCAGACUCUAAUUUUAAGACCAUUAUGACGCCAGGAGAACCACUUCCAACCUUCAAAAAGAUAGUAAACGUCUGGAAAAAAGAUCACCCACAACACCUUAAAGCAAAUAACGCACUCACCAAAUCAGUUAAUCACUUUAUUAACGGAUUAAACUCUUUUGUAAAUAGUCAAAGGAAGAGCGGAUUGGUGGUUGAAGAUUUGGAUCUGACGAAAUAUGACAUGAGUUAUUAUAUUGGAUAUUUAGUAGAUGAAUCCGAGGAUUUGUAUAGGGAACCAGUACUUGGGUUUGGAUACAAAGAACAUUCAAGUAUAGCUCAAACUGAGUUGCUAUUAGAGCCUGAAAUGUUAACAGAAUAUACAUGGAAUGCAUUCUUGAAGGUAUAUUUGUUUUACGCACUUUACAGCUCCAAAACCACCUACCGCUAUAAGCUAAACUCGGUCGUCUGGGGGGACCCCUCCUUUCUAAACUUCAGUCAGUCAUAUUCUCAAUUCAAUAAACAAUAUGGAGAUGAUUUCAAAGGCUUCGUGGAUCGAGUGAGUGAUAUUGGUGGUGAAUUUGGUGAAGGAUUUGGAAAGGAAAUGGGCGAGGAUAAGUUUGAUGAAAUGAUUGAUACUGAGAAUUUGAAUAUGUUGGACGAUAUGCCAUUUGAAGAUUAUGAAAAUAGUAAUAGUGGAGUUGAAGAUGAUAAUUUACAAAUGGACAAUAAUAAAUUAUAUCAAGAGGAAGAUGAAGAGGAGGAGGAAGAAGAAGAAGAGGAUAAAGAACGUUCCACAAGAAGAGGCUGGGGAUUGAACCGCUACUGUCCAUAUUAUGAGUUUGAGAUGGAGUGGCACCCGGACCAGGAACGAUUUGAAACCCUUUGCAAGGGAUCAAUUGCACCAUCAUUCGUUAAGGCAGCCUUUUUGAAGCUGAGAAACAAGACAUUUUUGCAGUUGGACAUGUACGAGAGGCUGAGUUUGUUGGUAUGGUUGGGCGCUAUUUUGAGUUACUCGAAUGUGGGCAAAAACUUCAUAGAUGAUCGAAACGAAGAGUUUUUCCUACUUAAAUCCCAGCUGAUGAAAACUGAAGAUGAGAAAAAGAUCGUUAAAAGACCAAAAGUAAUCAGCAGAGAAUUGAUGGAACUGGAAGAAAGGUAUCUCCAAAGACCAGUUCUGUUAGGGCUUGAUAGAUUUUACAAUUCGUACUAUUACUUUGGACUUGACUAUGAGAGGAGAAUAUAUGUACAAACAAUGCCUCAACUCAGAUUCAUACAAAAUCGAAUCAUAAGGAGGAGUAAAUACCUUAGAAAACCCUCAAUCAACCCCAAAUUCUUUACCUUCGACCUUUCUGAAUUUGCACAAAAAUUCACACAGGACAGGAUUUUCAAUCAAAUCAAGGGCAAAAGAGGAAGGAAACGAGAGUCAUCAACUCAACAACAAGAUGAUAAUAGUAAUAAUAAUAAUCCCAAACGAAAUAAACCUAAUCCACCAAAUACACAAACGAAGAUUACCAAUCUAUUGACACUAGAUGCAAAAGAAAAUGUUUCGAAUAAAAAGUCUAACAAUAAUAACUCCAACAACACUGAUAAUCCAGCUGAUAAUGUGGAUAAUGAUACAACUUAUAACGAUUCAUCAAUAAAUACGCCAGAUAGGCUGGUGUCAGAUACCGCAUCAAAUGAUACGACUAACCGUGAUGAUGCCAAUGGUAACGCAGCCAAUACCAGUGAUUCAGGUGAUAAAGAAACUGGAGAGAAUGUAAAGGAGGAGAUGAUGAGGAAGAAGAGAAGUAAAGGCAGGACAAGAAAUCGCCCAAAGGUGAGGCGUAGUCGUCAGAUGUUUGACAGACAUCCAACGUAUUUUGGGACAGUGGAGGAGUAUUUAGAGUAUCUGGCAAAUGCACCAGCUGUUCUAAGUUGGUGUGUAAUUGACUCCCAUAAGUCCCUUAAACGCUUUAUAACAAGACUGUCGCAACAUACCACAAAUGAACGAAAUCUGGCAUUCAAACUCUUGCAAAUUGAACCCGAUUUCUCACUUCCAUCAUUUGAAAUCCUAACCUAUAAAUCACCAACAAUCUUAGGAGAAAUGUUACUUCCACUCCUCAGAGGAGUUUACAGAUUUUUCAAAAAUUCAUUCACUAAAAUUGUUCUGUCCACCACAAUUCUAAGUAGUGCUACUACUGUUAAUGAUGCUGGUAGUGGUAGAAAUAGUUCUGCACAAAAUGAAAAAAUAAAAGUAAGAAUGGAUGAAGUAUAUAAUAAUGGAUUGUAUUUGAAUUUGUAUGUGAAUCAUAUGAUAAAGAAGUGUUUGGCAUUCUGCGUGUCUGAUUUAGAGGGAUGUAGACAGUGUUUGAAACAGAUAUUGGAAUUAGUAUAUUUAUUUGAAUUUGUAACUAACAGAUAUUAUAAUCAUACAAAGUGGCUAGAAAUGAGAAACGAAUGGAGACUAAAUCUAGAAGCUAUAUAUACCCAGUUGAACACAGAAAGCCCAAAUUUAAGGAGAUUUUUAAACCAGAAAGUUAAGCCCCAGGGUGAACAUAAACCCAACUGCUAUGCAAAUUCCCCAAAUUCUCAAGAUAAUAAUAUGGGCAAUGAGUUGAUGAUGAUGGUUGAAAAGGCCGGGCUGUGGUUUAGGUUUUUUGAAGUGUAUAGCUACGACCCUAGUUUAGAUUUUUCAGUUAGUACAGCAGUUAAUUAUAACAAGUUUGCGGAUGAACAUGGAGAUUUGCUCAAUUCAGCACUGAGUGAACCUGAUAAGAUCGAUAUAUUUGAGUUGCUAAACUCUCUGAAAGUGAAUGAUACGAUGGUGUUCUUUUCAGGAGGAUUGCUGGAGUUGAUCGGUUCCGUUAGUGAUUUGUUAAAGGAUAUUCAGGAAUCUUUGGGAAUUAAAGUAAACGAAGAGAAACAUACAAAUAAGACUAGUAAGAGUUCAAAGACUAAGAAGAAAAGAAAGAAAAGGGAUAGAGAUGCUGAUUCCGAUGUUAAUCUUACAGAUAUUGAAAGUCUCACUGACCCGAAUGAUUUAUACCAACUCUAUGAUAUUGACGAUGCAGAACAAACUAAUAUUUCAAAAGAUGAUAACAGUACUAAAUCCAGUUCAAGAAAAUCUUCCAAAAAAUCUCAAACCCCUCCGGAAACUAAUACUAACACAGCUGAUGCUACUAUAGAGAAUACUCCCACUGAUAUUAAUAUUAAUUUGAAUAAUAAUACCUCUGAUAAUAAAACUGACACAGCUGAUAAUACACAUACUACCUACACUGCUGCCGAUAAUACUGUUACAACCGUCAACCCAGUAAAUAAUGUUAAAGAAGAGAAGGUAGAAAAGACACCGAAACCCAAGAGAGCUAAAAAAUCGAAAUCGCCAAAUGGUGAUUCAAGUUCCAAUAACGAAGUUAAUCAAGAGACUGAUUCAGUUCUUUCAGACACGUCCCCAGUUAAUAAUAGUGUCACACCAGAAACUACAAAUAAUGCAGUAAAGGAAGAGAAUCAAGAAAAUGCCACACCAAAGGAGGAAAGUGUGACCGAUGAUAAUGAGGAACUGAUCGAUCAGAUAAAGUUAUUAUUGGCUAAACUGGAACAUAAUUAUAGAAAUGCACCUCAGGAAACUUGUCAAGUUAGAAUUUUGUCAUUAACCACAAAUUUAAUUGAUCUACAACUACCAGCAAAUCUUUCCAAUUCCCCCCCUACUAUGAAGAAUACAGUUAAUGAUAGUAGUAAUGCAGUUGGUGAUAGUGAUCUAGUUAAGGAAGUAAAGGAUGAGAAGGUGUCUGAUAGUUUUAGUCAGAUGAAGAUAUUUUGUUUGAAUUUGACAGUUGAGAGCUUGGCUUACGAUGAGGAUAGUGAUCGUGAAGAGGAAGAUCUAGAUGAGAAGUUCGGACUAGUCAAAAACUUGAGACGCGUUUGUAGAACAAUGUCAAGAAUUGAAAAAACGAGAGCUACAAAGAAAGUCACUGAAGAACCAACAUUCACCCCAAGACCUAAUUCAGCUUCACCAUCCCAAGUGUUCAAUCUCACACUCCCAAUACUCCUCAAAUAUCCAAAACACCUUCAUUUGCCCAAUUUUAUGUAUUCUUAUCAAAGGGUUUAUGAUGGUUUGAAGAGUUUGUGGAGAGCAUCGCUGAAGUGUAGGAAUAAAUAUACAGGCCAGACUGGAGUUAUAAAGAGGUCAAACUAUGCAACGGUAGACGUUUGGAAGUGCGUGCAAGUAGAAUGGAACGAUAACAAAAAGGAGCAAAAGUCUUACAACCCGUGGGAACUUAUUUUGUAAUUUUAAUCGUACACUAUACUAUUCACAAAUAGUAUAAUAUAGGGUAUAGCAUAA
Molecule: messenger RNA, 7096 nt
Organism: Theileria parva strain Muguga
Lineage: Eukaryota; Apicomplexa; Aconoidasida; Piroplasmida; Theileriidae
Exons: 6
Coding region: 233-7042 (2269 amino acids)
Biological process (GO): double-strand break repair via homologous recombination; error-prone translesion synthesis
Cellular component (GO): nucleus; zeta DNA polymerase complex
Molecular function (GO): DNA-directed DNA polymerase activity
Source: RefSeq, a predicted model, not a curated record